UUGUUUAUCUUGAACAUUCCGGUUUCACGUCACAAAACAGCCUAAAGAGUUUAAAUAACACAUCCAAAAGUUGACUGUGCUCAGUAUCUGAAGAACCUUUCAGGAUGAAAUACCUUGUGGCUAUUGUACUGAUUGCUGGUACUUUUUUGGUUGUGUGUGAUGCAGCCUGUUUUCAUCAGCUAGCUGAACAACACGAUGGAGAGCCAGUAAAGGGAUGUCUCUAUAAGGGAAAAUUACAUCCGCUUGGCAAAUCAUGGAGGACGAAGAGCUGUUGGGACUGUACAUGUGGCUCAGGCGGUGAUAUGGAGUGCUGUCAAGCUUAUGGGACACCGACUGGCAACAAUGAGAACUGCAUAUUCAAAUUUGACCGGAAGGCCUGCAAAUACGUCCUAGUACCAAAUAAGGAUCCAGAAAAGCAAUGCACUGGAUAUGUCAUGGUGGGCUAAAUACAUUAUGCUGGAACCAUCUACAAUGUUAUCUCUUUCAAUAAUUCAAAUGUAAAAGUAUUGCUCCCAGUAAAAUGUAACCUCAAUAAAUAAUUGAAUCAAGAAAAGAUACUAAAAUAAUUAA
Rana temporaria (common frog) is the source of this 570-nucleotide messenger RNA. RefSeq names its product beta-microseminoprotein-like. Bases 105 to 446 code for a protein of 113 amino acids. The record is from RefSeq and is a predicted model, not a curated record. The transcript is spliced from 4 exons. Lineage: Eukaryota; Metazoa; Chordata; Amphibia; Anura; Ranidae.